Messenger RNA from Arachis duranensis, 1121 nucleotides. Its product is annotated as phosphoglycerate mutase-like protein 1. Bases 186 to 1121 code for a protein of 311 amino acids. The record is from RefSeq and is a predicted model, not a curated record. Gene Ontology annotation, molecular function: phosphatase activity. The transcript is spliced from 9 exons. NCBI's taxonomy places the organism in Eukaryota, Viridiplantae, Streptophyta, Magnoliopsida, Fabales, Fabaceae. Gene Ontology annotation, cellular component: cytoplasm.
ACACUCGAAGCUAUUACUCACUUACUCAUGGUUGAUGGUAGGUAACACAUCCAUUCUCUAACAACCAUUACGUAAAAGGAGGGGUGAAAUGAAAUUCAAAUCAAAUUCAAAUUGCUAUCUGAGAGACUGAAACCAUAACACUGCAAUCAAGAAGAUCCUCUCAGUCCCAAAUAAAUAAAUAAAAAAUGCUCACGUUCACAUUAAUAGUUGCAGCUACGAGCAGCAUAAGCACUUUUUCUCUGAUUGGAUCAUCGUCGCCGUCUUCUUCGCUAAGCUUUCCCUCCAUUUCCCGCGCAUUUCGCUCUCGCUCUCGUUCUCGUUCUCGUUCUCGUUCUCGUCCUUCUGCUCUCUGCUUCUCAGGUUUGUCAGAGAAUACGGAUUCUGGUGUUGCUCCGUGUUUGUUUCCAUUGCAUCGUUGUAAAACAAUUCACCUGGUCAGGCAUGCACAGGGGAUCCACAAUGUCGAAGGAGACAAGAAUUACGAUGCAUACUUGAAUCCUGCAUAUUUUGAUGCACAACUUACGCCAUUAGGCUGGCAACAGGUUGAUAAUUUGCGAAAGCAUGUUCGUGCUUCUGGGCUUAUAAAGAGGAUUGACCUAGUCACUGUAUCUCCUUUAUUGAGGACUCUACAAACAGCUGUUGGCGUAUUUGGUGGUGAGGACUACAUAGAUGGAAUAGAUGCACUUCCCCUAAUGAUAGCUAAUGCAGGAAACAGCAGUCAUAAUGCAAUUUCAAGUAUUAAUUGCCCCCCAUUCCUACAGACGUUUGUCUCAAUGUGUUUUCUUAUGCAGGGAGUUCAUCCCUGUGACAAAAGAAGAAGCAUUAGUGAGUAUCAACAUCUAUUUCCUGCAAUUGAUUUUUCACUGAUAGAUAGCAAUGAGGAUAUUUGGUGGAAGGCUAAUGCUAGAGAGACAAAGGAAGAACUAACUGAUAGAGGGCUUAAGUUCCUGGACUGGUUGUGGACACGAAAAGAAAAAGAGAUAGCAAUCGUGACGCAUAGAGCAUUUUUGUUUCAUACUCUAAAUGCAUUUGGAAAUGAUUGCCAUCCCUCGGUUAAGAUAGAAAUAUCCAAGCCCUUUGCUAACUGCGAAUUUCGCUCCAUGGUAAUUGUUGAUAGGUAA